Molecule: messenger RNA, 693 nt
Organism: Pneumocystis jirovecii RU7
Lineage: Eukaryota; Fungi; Ascomycota; Pneumocystomycetes; Pneumocystales; Pneumocystaceae
Product: superoxide dismutase SOD2
Exons: 8
Coding region: 1-693 (230 amino acids)
Biological process (GO): superoxide metabolic process
Cellular component (GO): mitochondrion
Molecular function (GO): superoxide dismutase activity; metal ion binding
Source: RefSeq, a predicted model, not a curated record
AUGCAGCGAUUGGUGGCUGGAUCUGGGCUAUAUUUUUCGUUUUUACGAUCUAGAAAAGCUUCUUUUUGCUAUUUGUCUCCUAGUUUUCGUUUUUUUUCCGCUUCAAAACACACAUUGCCUGAUCUUCCGUAUGAUUAUAAUGCACUUGAACCUUAUCUUUCUCAUGAUUUGCUUGAGCUUCAUUAUAACAAACAUCACCGUGCUUACGUAACAAAUUUUAAUUUAGCUUUGGAAAAAUAUAAUGAAUAUGAUUCUUCUGUGGACUUAGCAACUCGUAUGAAUCUUUUAACAUCUAUUAAGUUUCAUGGUGGUGGUCAUAUUAAUCAUUCUUUAUAUUGGGAAAGCCUUCUUCCACCAAAAGAAGGUGGAGGACAAGUUAUUGAUGGGCCUUUAGUUGAUGCAAUUAAAAAGGAAUGGGGAAGUGUUGACCAAUUCAUUCGUACAUUUAAUACACAUUUGUCUGGGAUUCAAGGAAGUGGGUGGUGUUGGCUCGUAAAAAUACCUUCAAGUCGACAACUUUUUAUUCAAACAACGAUGAAUCAAGAUCUUGUUACUCAAGGCAAAGUUAUUCUUGGAAUAGAUGCGUGGGAACAUGCAUAUUAUAUUCAAUAUUUUAAUAACAAAGUUAAAUAUUUUGAAAAUAUAUGGAAUGUUAUUAACUGGAAGACUAUGAACCAAAGAUUUGAACAAUAA